Metarhizium brunneum ARSEF 3297 is the source of this 1617-nucleotide messenger RNA. It is a transcript of the gene dbr1, whose product is annotated as Lariat debranching enzyme. The record is from RefSeq and is a predicted model, not a curated record. Gene Ontology annotation, molecular function: RNA lariat debranching enzyme activity. Gene Ontology annotation, cellular component: nucleus. Gene Ontology annotation, biological process: mRNA splicing, via spliceosome. NCBI's taxonomy places the organism in Eukaryota, Fungi, Ascomycota, Sordariomycetes, Hypocreales, Clavicipitaceae.
AUGGAAGUCAACGGCGUCCGGGUAGCCGUCGAAGGAUGCGGACAUGGCACACUCAACGCCAUCUACGCGGCCGUUGCUGAAUCGUGCAAAGUUCGCGGUUGGCAUGGCGUAGACCUGCUCAUCAUUGGCGGCGAUUUCCAAUCCGUACGCAAUGCCGCAGACCUCACCAUCAUGUCCUGCCCCGUCAAAUACCGCCAUCUCGGCGAUUUUCCCGACUACUACGCCGGCACACGUACUGCGCCCUAUCUCACCAUCUUCGUCGGCGGCAACCACGAAGCAAGUUCCCACCUCUGGGAACUCUUCUACGGAGGAUGGGUAGCCCCCAACAUUUAUUACAUGGGCGCCGCCAACGUUCUUCGCUUUGGCCCGCUUCGCAUUGCAGCCAUGUCCGGCAUUUGGAAGGGCUUCGACUACAGGAAAACCCACCAUGAGCGACUCCCCUUUAGUGGCGAUGAUGUCAAGUCAUUCUACCAUGUGAGGGAGCUCGAUGUCCGAAAACUGCUUUUGCUGCAGACCCAGGUCGACAUUGGUAUUAGCCACGACUGGCCGCGCUACAUUGAAAACCACGGGGACGCAGCCUGGCUGUUUCGCAAGAAGCCCGACUUCCGAAGAGAGUCGCAGAAUGGCCAGCUGGGAAGCAUUGCCGCCGAAUACGUCAUGGACCGGCUGCGGCCUCCGUACUGGUUCUCAGCGCACAUGCAUAUAAAAUUCCCGGCUGUCAAAAAGUACACCGACGCCGCUCCAGUGGCACCGUCCACAAAUGUGAACGGAGACGAGGCCACAGUGCCCGAGGGAGGAGCAAAUCCCGAUGAGAUUGACUUGGACAUGGAGGAUGACGAAAACAAGAGCACCGAAAAACCGGCCACGGGCGCAGAGGCGUCCGAGUCCAAGGCCACAAACCAAAUUUCUGCCGAACUGCGCGCCCAGCUACCUGCGUCAUUCGCAAAGCCGCCGCCCAGGGACAAUCGCACGCCUGGCCAGCCGGUCCCUCCAGGCAUCAAAAACAGAGAGGUCCGUUUCGUAGCUUUGGACAAGUGCCUCCCAGGACGGCAUUUCCUCCAACUAUGCGACAUUGCACCUUUCAACGCGGCCGAUCUCGCAGCGUAUCCCCCCAAAUCGUCGGGUCCUCGUUACCAGCUGCAGUAUGACCCCGAAUGGCUCGCCAUCACGCGUGUCUUCCACAGCACCCUCAGCAUUGGUGACAAGACGGCCCGGCCACCUCCCGAUCUAGGCGAAGAGCACUAUCUGCCUCUCAUCGAGGCCGAGCGUGCCUGGGUCGAAGAAACCGUGGUCGCCAAGGGCAGGCUUGACGUCCCUGAAAACUUUGAACUCACCGCUCCCCCCCAUGCUCCUGGUUCUCCGGAGAUUGUGGACGAGCAGCCCGAGGAGUACACAAACCCGCAGACGACGGCAUUCUGCGACCUCCUCGGGCUGAAGCAUCUCUGGAAUGCCAGUGCAGAGGAGAGAAAAGCGAGGCGAGACCAAGGGCCGCCUCCGUCAGAAUACCAAGGCCGCCGCGGGGGGGCUGGCGGCAGAGGAGGGCGAGGCGGCGGCAGAGGCGGCGGCAGAGGUCGAGGCGGACAUCGUGGAGGCCAUGGUCACCGGGGCAGGUGGUAA